This is a messenger RNA of Humulus lupulus (European hop), 5591 nucleotides long. RefSeq names its product ATP-dependent RNA helicase DEAH11, chloroplastic-like. Gene Ontology annotation, molecular function: zinc ion binding; RNA binding; ATP binding. Gene Ontology annotation, cellular component: intracellular anatomical structure; catalytic step 2 spliceosome. The record is from RefSeq and is a predicted model, not a curated record. The transcript has 3 exons. The coding region runs from base 130 to 5340 and encodes 1736 amino acids. Gene Ontology annotation, biological process: spliceosomal complex disassembly. NCBI's taxonomy places the organism in Eukaryota, Viridiplantae, Streptophyta, Magnoliopsida, Rosales, Cannabaceae.
ACCCGCCUUCUUUACCAGACCGGAUUCUCUCUCUUACUCCUUCUCAAUCUCUUUCUCAGUCUUUCAUCACUCGUCAAUCUUUCUCUUUCGUCUUCGCACUGUUUCUAGGGUUUUACGCCAAUCUAUGCCAUGAGCAUGAACAAUUCCAUGGGUUCGUUUAGGCCGUCAAGGCCACCGGAGAACCACCGAAGAUGCCAUCCUCCCUCGACGUUUCAUUCGUUGCCAAAUAGAAGACAUCAAUUUCCGGCGAAUCACCGGCUUCAUCGACCUGUGGCACCAACUGUUACCCGUCUUACACCGGUGGCUCGUUCCAAUUUUGUUGUCGACAUCCUUCGUGAUCAAACCACCACCGGUUCGGUUACCGAAGUCCAGGCCCUGGUUGAUCAAUGCCUGUCAAAGCCGGAGAGUAUCAAGGUAUACCAGUCUGGAGGGCUCGUGGCGUCUCUGUUCUUCCGUAAGUGGGUGGACGCGCUCGAAGUCGUGGUUUUUUUGUGGAAAUCGCGUCUCGAUGGGGCUCACCGGUUGAUGCCCAAACUCAAUACUGGUGAAAUCGUGCCGUCUGCGCGACAGGAACUUGAAGACCGGCUCCGGGCCGUGUUCGCCGAGAGCAUUGGCAAGUUAAUUGAUGGCGACAAGGUGAAACAUUGGAGUGAGAAGCGUGAUCAUCUGUCGAUUGAGAUUAAUAAGUCGACAGGGUUUCUUCGAAAGCCGAGGGGUUUAAUCGCAUUGGAUGAGCUACGUGAAAAGAAGAAAAGACUUAUCCUUGAGAUGGAAUUGGUGGAUAAGAGGCUGAAAGAAUUCAAGUCUGCCAUGAGAUGUAUGCUUGCUUAUCUUGAAGGGAAGGGGUUGAAGGAGUAUAAUAAGGAUGACAUACAAGUGCUUAGGCUUGAUGGGGGUUUCAAUUGGAGUCAGAUUCAUAGCUUGAUGUUACGAGAGUGCAAGCGCCUCGAAGAUGGUUUGCCCAUUUACGCCUAUAGGCAGGGAAUACUCCACCAUAUUCAUAGCCAACAGAUAAUGGUCUUGAUUGGAGAAACUGGUUCUGGAAAAAGUACACAGCUGGUGCAAUUUCUUGCUGAUUCAGGAAUUACUGCUGAUGAGGCCAUUGUUUGUACUCAGCCCCGUAAAAUUGCUGCCACGUCGCUGGCAAGUAGGGUUAGGGAAGAAAGUGGUGGUUGUUAUGGAGAUCAGUCAAUCACUUGUUACCCAUCAUUUUCAUCUGAUCAGCAGUUUAACUCUAAGGUAAUAUUCACGACGGACCACUGUCUACUGCAGCACUACAUGCUAGAUAAGAACAUGUCUAAGAUUUCUUGCCUCAUUGUCGAUGAGGCUCAUGAAAGGAGUUUAAACACUGAUCUCCUUUUGUCAUUGGUAAAAAGUCUACUUUGUAGGAGGCGUAAUCUGAGACUUAUUAUAAUGUCUGCAACAGUUGAUGCACACCAGCUCUCCAAUUACUUUUUUGGUUGUAGAAUUUUUCAUGUUGUGGGGAGAAACUUUCCAGUCGAUAUCACAUAUAUACCCUGUACAACAGGAGCAUAUGUGUCUGAUGUAGUGAGGAUGGCAACGGAGAUACACAAAACAGAGAAAGAAGGGGCCAUUCUUGCUUUUUUGACUUCUCAGAGUGAAGUAGAGCUGGCAUGUGAGAAGUUUGUAGCUCCUAAUGCCGUGGCCUUACCAUUACAUGGAAAACUUUCUUUUGAGGAGCAGUUUUAUGUUUUCCAGAACUAUCCUGGGAAAAGAAAAAUAAUUUUCUCUACAAAUCUGGCUGAGACAUCACUGACAAUUCCUGGGGUCAAGUAUGUAAUUGAUUGUGGGAUGGUCAAAGAAAGUAAGUUUGAACCUGGCAGUGGCAUGAAUGUCCUUAGAGUAUGCCGGAUCAGUCAGAGUUCUGCUAAUCAACGAGCUGGCCGAGCUGGAAGAACGGAGCCUGGAAGGUGUUAUAGACUUUAUUCAGAAUCUGAUUUCAAGUCAAUGCCUCCUUGUCAGGAACCUGAGAUUCGGAGAGUUCAUCUUGGUGUUGCUGUUUUGAGAAUCUUUGCUUUGGGCAUUAAGAAUGUGCAGGAUUUUGAUUUUGUUGAUGCACCUAGUGCUGAAGCAAUUGAAAUGGCUGUAAGGAAUUUAAUUCAGUUAAGUGCUAUCAAACGAAGCAAUGACAAUUUUGAAUUAACGGAUGAAGGUCGGUGCUUAGUGAAAAUGGGAAUUGAACCUCGGCUUGGUAAACUGAUACUCGGUUGCUUCAGUAAUCGUUUGGGUAGAGAGGGAAUUGUACUUGCUGCUGUAAUGGCAAAUUCUAGUAGCAUAUUUUGCAGAGUUGGAACUGAUGAGGAAAAAAUGAAGUCUGAUUGCAUCAAGGUAAAGUUUUGCCAUCAGGAUGGUGACCUCUUUACUCUACUCUCUGUGUACAAGGAGUGGGAGGCUGUACCGAGAGACAAGAAAAACCAGUGGUGUUGGGAGAACAGCAUCAAUGCCAAGACCAUGCGAAGAUGCUACGACACUGUUGUGGAGUUGGAAAGUUGCCUUGAACGCGAACUAACUUCAAUCAUUCCUAGUUAUUGGCGUUGGAAUCCUCGCAAGUCAACAGAUUCUGAUAUGUAUUUGAAAAAGGUUAUACUCUCUUCUCUAUCAGAAAAUGUAGCUAUGUACUCUGGAAAUGAUCAACUUGGUUAUGAAGUGGCAUUAACUGGACAACAUGUUCUGCUGCAUCCAUCAUGUUCGUUGCUUGUGUACGGUCAGAAGCCCAAUUGGGUAGUUUUUAGUGAGAUACUAUCCAGUACUUGUCAAUAUUUAGUCUGUGUCACCUCCUUUGAUUUUGACUCUUUGUCCACUCUUCACCCCCCUCCCUUGUUUGAUGCAUCUAAAAUAAUGAAUCGGAAAUUGCAAGUGAAGGUAUUGAAUGGUUUUGGUGGUACUUUGCUUAAAAAAUUUUGUGGAAAGGGAAAUAGUAAUAUGCUUUCUCUUGUAGCACGUAUUCGGGAAACAUGCAUGGAUGAACGUAUUGGUAUUAAAGUCAAUGUUGACCAAAAUGAAAUUUCGGUAUUUGCUACUACACAAGACAUGGAAAGGGUUCUCAACUUUGUAAAGGGUUUCCUGGAGUGUGAGCAGAAAUGGAUGCAUUAUGAAUGUUUGGAGAAAUGCUUAUAUCGUGGAUCUGGUGUGCCAUCUGUAGCACUGUUUGGAGCCGGUGCUGAGAUUAAGCAUUUAGAACUUCAAAAAAGAUGUUUAGAUGUUGAUAUAUAUCAUUCAAAUGUCAGUUCCUUAAAUCCAAUAGAGGAGAAGGAACUUUUGAUGUUUAUUGAGAAGUUUACCUCCAGUACCAUUUGUGCUUUUCACAAGUCCACCCCUUCAGGGCAGGAGGGUGAUGACAAAGAAAAGUUGGGGCAGAUAACAUUUCCUUCACCUGAAGCAGCUCUAAAAGCUAUCGAACUGAAUCAAAUUAAAUUUGGUGGCGCCCUACUCAAGGUAACUCCAUCACAGCCAACUUUUGGAGACCACAAGUUUUUUCCUUUCCCCGCUGUUAGAGCUAAGGUAUCUUGGCCUCGUAGGCCCAGUAAGGGGUUCGGAAUUCUUAAAUGUGACCCACAUGAUGUAGAUUCUAUGAUUGAUGAUUUUUAUAAUCUUGAAGUUGGAGGAAAGUAUGUGCGUAGUGAAGCUAGUACAAGGGCAGCAGAUUCUGUAUUGAUUAUUGGGCUUGACAAAAAUUUAUCAGAAAAUGAAAUUCUUGCUGAUUUAAGGCGUCAUACGAGAAGGAGAAUCAUUGAUUUUUUCCUUAUAAGAGGAGAGGCAGUAGAGAAUCCAGCUCCUGAUGUUUGUGGAGAAGCACUUCUAAAGCAAAUUACUCCAUUUAUGUCAAAAAACAACCACCACAGUGCUUAUUGCCGGGUGCAAGUCUUCCCACCCGAACCAAAAGACACUUUUAUGAGAGCACUUGUUAGCUUUGAUGGAAGAUUACAUUUGGAGGCAGCUAAAGCUUUGGAACAAAUAGAUGGUGAAGUAUUGCCUGGAUGUCUCUCGUGGCAAAAGAUGAAGUGCCAGCAGUUAUUUCAUAGCUCUUUAUCAUGCUCAGAGCGUGUCUAUUCUGUAAUCAAGAUGCAAUUGGAUUCAUUGAUUCGAAGCUUUACACAUGUGAAAGGCAUAGAAUGCAGUCUAGAGCGAAAUCCCAACGGUUCUUAUCGGGUAAAGAUAUCUGCCAAUGCUACAAAAACUGUUGCCGAGGUGCGGAGGCGUGUGGAAGAUAUGCUGAAAGGGAAGAUCAUAGACAACAAGACCCUUACUCCAACUGUUUUGCAGCUUAUGUUCUCCAGAGAUGGCAUCAAUCUUAUUCACACUCUGCAAAGGGAGACAGGAACCUACAUUUUCUUUGAUAGGCAUAGCCUUAAUGUACGCAUUUUUGGUUCUCACAGCAAUGUUGCUGUGGCAGAGGAGAAAAUGAUCAACUCCCUUGUUGCUCUCCAUGAAAGCAAGCAACUUCAGAUCAAUCUUCGUGGAAAAGACCUACCUCCAAAUUUGUUGAAAGAAUUGGUCAACAACUUUGGACCAGAUCUCCGUGGGCUUAAAAAGAAGGUACCCGGGGCAGAUUUUACUCUAAAUACUUUUAGGCACACCCUAAGUAUUCACGGAGACAAGGACUUGAAGCCAACGGUGGAGGAGAUAAUUUAUAAGAUUGCACAAAUGAGUUGUGGUUCUGCCGAGAGAUUUGACAAUGAUGUAACUUGCCCUAUCUGCUUGUGUGAUAUCGAGGAUGCUUACCAGCUUGAAGGCUGUGGGCAUAAGUUUUGUUCGCUCUGCUUGGUAGAACAGUUUGAUUCUGCUAUAAAGAACCAAGAUGGUUUCCCAAUUCGCUGUGGACACGAAAGUUGUGGGUCACCCAUUUUGUUGACAGAUCUAAGGUCUCUUUUACCGGGUGAGAAGCUGGAUGAGCUCUUUAGAUCUUCUUUGGGGGCAUUUGUUGCAUCAAGUGGGGGUGUUUACAAGUUUUGCCCAUCUCCUGACUGCCCUGCAAUCUAUCAGGUGGCUGAUCCCGGAACUGCUGGGAAACUAUUUGUCUGUGGUUCUUGUUAUGCCGAGACAUGUACUAGUUGCCAUAUGGAGUAUCAUCCCUACUUGUCCUGUGAGAAGUACCGAGAGUUCAAAGACGACCCGGAUUCAUCUGUGAAGGAAUGGCAGAGCGGAAAAGACAACGUGAAGAACUGCCCCCACUGUGGGCACAUGAUCGAAAAGUGGGAAGGCUGCAACCAUAUAGAGUGCAGGUGUGGAAGACACAUUUGCUGGAACUGCUUAGAGCUUUUCAAUAGCAGCGACGAGUGCUAUAACCAUCUCAGGAAUGUCCACAUGACCAUUAUAUGAGGACGUCGGAGCACUAUUUUUAACAGAGGAUUAAUUCAUCUAAAAUUGAAGUAAUUGUGUCUAUAUUUAAGACGUCUUUCAUAAUAUUUCUGUGUAUAUGGCUGUUUUCAACUAGGUGUCUAUAAGAAGCAAGAGUUCUGCUAAUAGUGUCUGUAAAGUAUUAGUGAUUUGAACAUUUUUAAUCUUUAAUCCACUGCCCCAUGUAGUUCUGUUUGUAUAUAUUAUAUAUAAAGGGCUGAGCUUCCUCGCUA